Molecule: messenger RNA, 1791 nt
Organism: Galeopterus variegatus (Sunda flying lemur)
Lineage: Eukaryota; Metazoa; Chordata; Mammalia; Dermoptera; Cynocephalidae
Product: RNA-binding protein 6-like
Exons: 13
Coding region: 278-1672 (464 amino acids)
Biological process (GO): mRNA splicing, via spliceosome
Cellular component (GO): nucleus
Molecular function (GO): RNA binding
Source: RefSeq, a predicted model, not a curated record
AGAGGCCAAGCAAGAAUUAAUAACCUACCCUCAGCCUCAGAAAAUAUCCAUACUGGCACCAUCAGAAAAACAACCCAACCAGCCCCCAAGGCCAGGUGAUAAGGAACCUGAGCCCAGGAAGCGUGAAGAAGGACAAGAACCACGCUUGGGACAUCAAAAGAGAGAAUCAGAAAGGUACCUGCCUUCUUCUCGAAGGGAAGGACUCACUUUUCGAAGAGAUCGAGAGAAGGAGCCAUGGUCUGGAGAGACACGCCAAGAUGGGGAGAGCAAAACAAUCAUGCUGAAACGCAUCUAUCGUUCCACUCCCCCUGAGGUGAUCGUGGAAGUGCUGGAGCCCUAUGUCCACCUUACUACUGCCAACGUCCGUAUCAUCAAGAACAGAACUGGCCCUAUGGGCCACACCUAUGGCUUUAUUGACCUCGACUCCCAUGCAGAAGCUCUUCGUGUAGUGAAGAUCUUGCAGAACCUUGAUCCACCAUUUAGCAUUGAGGGGAAGAUGGUAGCUGUAAACCUGGCCACUGGAAAACGAAGAAAUGAUUCUGGGGACCACUCUGACCAUAUGCAUUACUAUCAGGGUAAAAAAUAUUUCCGAGAUAGGAGGGGAGGUAGCAGAAAUUCCGACUGGUCUUCAGAUACAAAUCGACAAGGACAACAGUCAUCAUCUGACUGCUACAUAUAUGAUUCCGCUACUGGCUACUAUUAUGACCCCUUGGCGGGAACUUAUUAUGACCCCAAUACCCAGCAAGAAGUCUAUGUGCCCCAGGACCCUGGGUCACCUAAGGAAGAAGAGAGCAAGGAAAAGAAACCCACCAGUCAAGGAAAGUCAAGUAGCAAGAAGGAACUAUCUAAAAAAGAUGGCAAGGAGAAAAAAGACAGAGUAACAAGGUUUCAGGAAAGUGCCAGUGAGGGGAAGUCUUCCCCAGAAGAUGUCUUCAAGAAGCCCCUGCCUCCCACUGUGAAGAAGGAAGAGAGUCCCCCUCCACCUAAGGUGGUAAACCCGCUGAUUGGCCUCCUGGGUGAAUAUGGAGGAGACAGUGACUAUGAGGAGGAAGAUGAGGAGGAACAGACUCCUCCCCAGCAGCCCCGCACGGUGCAGCCCCAACAGCGGGAGGAGCUGAUCAAGAAGGAGAAUGAAGACGACAAACUCACUGACUGGAAUAAACUGGCUUGCCUGCUCUGCAGAAGGCAGUUUCCCAAUAAAGAAGUUCUGAUCAAACACCAGCAGCUGUCAGACCUGCACAAGCAAAACCUGGAAAUCCACCGGAAGAUAAAACAGUCUGAACAGGAGCUAGCCUAUCUGGAAAGGAGAGAACGGGAGGGAAGGUUUAAAGAAAGAGGAAAUGACCGCAGGGGAAAGCCCCAAUCUUUUGACUCUCCAGAAAGAAAACGGAUUAAAUACUCCAGGGAAACUGACAGUGAUCAUAAACCUAUUGACAAAGAAGAUAUUGACACUGGCAGCAAAGGAUGGUGUGUCCAACAGGCCACUGGCUGGAGGAAAGGAGCAGGUGUGGGAUAUGGCCAUCCUGGAUUGGCUUCAUCGGAGGAGACUGAAGGCCGUAUGAGGGGCCUGAACACUGGGGCCCCAGGAAGAACCAGCAAGAGACAGUCCAACGAGACUUACCGAGACGCUGUUAGAAGAGUCAUGUUUGCUCGGUAUAAAGAACUUGAUUAAGAAUGGAGACAAGUCCCACAGGACACAACCUCCUUCAUGUUUUGUUUGUCCAUCUCUCCUUUUGUUUUGUUACUGUUCUUGCUGCUAGAACUUUUUUAAAUAAACUUUUUUCAAUGUGA